Dromiciops gliroides (monito del monte) is the source of this 2685-nucleotide messenger RNA. Its product is annotated as zinc finger protein OZF-like. The record is from RefSeq and is a predicted model, not a curated record. The transcript is spliced from 8 exons. The coding region runs from base 201 to 1877 and encodes 558 amino acids. NCBI's taxonomy places the organism in Eukaryota, Metazoa, Chordata, Mammalia, Microbiotheria, Microbiotheriidae. Gene Ontology annotation, biological process: regulation of DNA-templated transcription.
GAGUGCUUGAGUCCUGGCCCUGGGUGUGAUUGGAGGAAAGGGCUCAUUAUGAGGACCUCAGGGGCUGGAUUAGAAGGUGCUGUUGGGACUAGGAGGAGCCUUCUUGAGUGGGCUGAUGGGAAGCCGGAAGUCGUUGAGCUGAGAUCCCUCUGCCUUCCAGAAACCCCCUCUGUGCUUGCAGAUCCCAGGAUUGAGAGAGAAUGGCUCCUGGGAGCAGCAGACCCCCAGCCCAGGAGUCAGUGACAUUCAAGGAUGUGGCUGUGGACUUCACCCAGGAGGAGUGGGGGCUCUUGGACCCCCCUCAGAAGGAGCUGUACAAGGAGGUCAUGCUGGAGAAUGCCUGGAACCUGCUCUCCCUGGGGCUUCCCGUUCCCAGAGAAGAUGUGAUCUCUUAUUUUGAGCAAAGGGAAGCACCGUGGAUGCUGGAGCAAGAAGGCCUGAGGCGCUGCUGUGCAGGAGAUAACAGACGUGAAAUAAAAGAGACUCCUUCAGAGAUAGGCCUUUCUUUGGAACAAACUCACCAACAAAGAUGCCUAAAUAAUGAUCACUCUGACUUUGAUAGGAGAGAAAUCUGUGCUGUACUGCAUCAGAGAAUUCACACUGGGGAGAAACCUUUUGAAUGUAAUCAAUGUGGAAAGACUUUCACAUGGAGGUCCCAUUUUGUUACCCAUCAGAGAAUUCACACUGGGGAGAAACCACAUGGAACUUUUGAAUGUAAUCAGUGUGGAAAGACUUUCACAUCGAGCUACCAUCUUUUUAACCAUCAGAGAAUCCACACUGGAGAGAAACCAUUUGAAUGUAGCCAAUGUGGAAAGACUUUCCAAUGGAGGUCAACACUUGUUAUCCAUCAGAGAAUACACACUGGAGAGAAACCUUUUGAAUGUAAUCAAUGUGGAAAGACUUUCACAUCAAGGUCCCAUCUUGUUACACAUCAGAGAAUCCACACUGGGGAGAAACCUUUUGAAUGUAAUCAAUGUGGAAAGACUUUAACAACGAGGUACCAUCUUUUUAACCAUCAGAGAAUCCACACUGGAGAGAAACCUUUUGAAUGUAAUCAAUGUGGAAAGACUUUCUCAUGGAGGUCCCAUUUUGUUACCCAUCAGAGAAUCCACACUGGAGAGAAACCUUUUGAAUGUAAUCUGUGUGCAAAGACUUUCACAUGGAAGUCAGCUCUUCUUAGACAUCAGAGAAUUCACACUGGAGAGAAACCUUUUGAAUGUAAUCAGUGUGGAAAGACUUUCACAUCAAACUACCAUCUUUUGACCCAUCAGAGAAUCCAGACUGGAGAGAAACCUUUUGAAUGUAAUCAGUGUGGAAAGACUUUCACAUGGAGCUUCCGUCUUUUUAACCAUCAAAGAAUCCACACUGGAGAGAAACCUUUUGAAUGUAAGCAAUGUGGAAAGACUUUCACAUGGAAGUCAGCUCUUUUUAAACAUCAUAGAAUCCACACUGGAGAAAAACCUUUUGAAUGUAAUCAGUGUGGAAAGACUUUCACACAGAGGUCAAAUCUUAUUUCCCAUCAUAGAAUCCAUACUGGAGAGAAACCUUUUGAAUGUAAUCUGUGUGGGGAGACUUUCUCAUGGAGGUCAAGUCUUGUUGAACAUCAGAGUAUUCAUACUGGAAAGAAACCUUUUGAAUGUAAUCAGUGUGGGGAGACCUUCUCAUGGAGGUCAGGUCUUGUUAGACAUCAGAGAAUUCAUACUAGAGAGAAACCUUUUGUAUGUAAUCAGUGUGGAAAGAGUUUCCCAUUGAGGUCAGUUCUUGUUAGACACCAGAGAAUCCACACUGGAGAGAAACCUUAUAAAUGUAGUCACUGUGGUAAAGCCUUCAUUGUAAAGUCAGCCCUUGUUUCUCAUCAGAGCAUUCAUAGGGAAUAGGAAUCUUAUAUAACUGACGUGAAUGAAGAAAGAAUUGAAGUGGAGUACAGAGCUUCUUUGACCACACAAAAUUCACUCUGGUUAUAAGACAUCUAUGAAUUCAGUGUGAGAAGCCUUUCAGCCAGAGGUUCUCUCUUAUCUAAUCAUUAUGGAUUCAAACCACAAAGAAGCCUUAUGCAUGUGCUCAUCUGGGAUAUGCUUUUUUUCUGGAACAUUGAGGUUGCUGGUAAAGGUCAAGUUUUUUGCCUGAUUCUAAAGGAAAGGUGAAAUAAAAGAAAAUAAAGCAUGUCAGCCCUCUAGUUUACAAAAUGAAUAAACAAAAAAGGAGGCAAUAGGGUCAUGAACUGCAGGAUUGUGUGAAAGAAGACAUCUGGAUGUUCUCAGAAAUAGAAUGUCUUCACAGUGAGGAAAAGGAUUUGAGACAGUAUUAUGUCAACUGGGGAACAAUGUUUGGUGAAGGGAAGACAUCAGCAUGAUUUGACCAAGGGUAUAAAAAUGGGGGUAAUUUGGGGGGGUUUUGUGGUUUCCCUUAGGCUACUUGAAUGUGUGGCCUACAUUACAUGUGUGUAUCAGCCUGCAUUGAGGCUACACGCAUGUGACAGUGAAGAAACUUCAUUAACUUUCUGCUUCUUGACCCAUCAUAGUGAUGAGGAAGGAGUUGCUAUGAUGGCCUUGAGGAGGAGCAGAACCAUUGUGGGAAAAAGCAGCCCCUAGUAGGCAGGGCCUACCCACAUUCAUUCCACCACUGAAUCCAUGUUGGAAUUUAGGUGCAGACGAGCUCAAAGAAGAAGGUGGGUAUGAUUGAUGG